Tribolium castaneum (red flour beetle) is the source of this 1250-nucleotide messenger RNA. Its product is annotated as serpin peptidase inhibitor 25. The transcript has 4 exons. Lineage: Eukaryota; Metazoa; Arthropoda; Insecta; Coleoptera; Tenebrionidae. Gene Ontology annotation, molecular function: serine-type endopeptidase inhibitor activity. Bases 51 to 1211 code for a protein of 386 amino acids. The record is from RefSeq and is a predicted model, not a curated record.
UACUGAAUUUCAAGUGUAAAUAACACAGUCGCUGGCAAACUUACGAUAAGAUGAAACGUUUAAUAAUCUUUUUGUUCGCAACUAAUGCAAUUUCUUGUAAUAAUAUUCACAAAGAUUUCCAAAAAUCGAAUGAUUUAUUCGCUGCUUCCCUCUAUAAAGAAAUUGUCAAGGACCCCAAAUAUGCGGGCAAAAACGUGCUCAUAAGCCCGCUGUCUGCUGAAACAGUGUUGGCUUUGGCCCAGUCUGGGUGUGGCGAUGAAACAAGCCAAGAAAUCCGAACUGUUCUCCAUCUACCAAACGACCAAAACCAAAUUGAGAAUUUGUACAAAACUGUGCUCCCAACACUGGGCGUCCAAAGUGCCAAUAAAAUUUACGUCAAGGAAAAAUUCACAAUCCGGUCCGAAUUUACGAAAAUUGCAAAGGAAGUGUUUGGCUCCGAUUGCGAAAAUGUGAAUUUUUCCAAGGAGGAAGCGGCUGGGAUUAUGAACCAAUGGGUUGAGCAGCAAACCGGCAAAAAAAUCCGCGAUUUGAUCAGUCCUGGUGUUUUGAAUAACAGGACCCGCUUGGUUUUGGUCAAUGCUUUGCACUUUAAGGGGGAAUUUUCAGUCCCGUUUCCGCCAGGAUUCACUUAUAAGGAAAAUUUCUAUGCGGGAAACUCGCAAAUACAAGUGGAAACCAUGCACAACCCAAGUGGGGCAAAAUAUUUAUAUUUUGAGUGUCACCAUUUGAACGCCAAAUUCCUGGAAUUGCCGUUUCAAAAUGAGGCUUCGAUCACUUUUAUUUUGCCUAACGAAAAAAACGGUUUGGCCGCACUUGAGGCACAAAUCGGUCGGGUUUUGGUGCCUCAUAAUGUCACUCGAGACUUGGUGGAAGUUUCUUUGCCCAAAUUCACAAUCGAGAGUGGUUUCGAGUUGAAAAACGUUUUGCAAAAUUUAGGUGUUAGCAAGGCUUUUAACGAGGCUGAAGCCGAUUUGAGCGGAAUUGCUGGAAAUAAGGGCGAUUUGGUCGUUGAUAGUGUGAAUCAGAAAACGUUUGUGGGGGUUGAGGAGGGGGGUGUGGAAGCAGCAGCUGCCGCUUUUGCCAGUAUUCCAGUUCCUCCAAGUGCCGUAGUCGAGCCUUCGAAGCACUUUAAGGCCGAUCACCCCUUCCUGUUCUAUAUUAAAAUUAAGGGGGUUAUUGCCUUCCUCGGAAGAUUUUUAACACCGAAUUGAAUAUCUUGUACAACAAAAUAAAGCCGGGUAACAGAUCGA